Molecule: messenger RNA, 531 nt
Organism: Cladophialophora psammophila CBS 110553
Lineage: Eukaryota; Fungi; Ascomycota; Eurotiomycetes; Chaetothyriales; Herpotrichiellaceae
Exons: 1
Coding region: 1-531 (176 amino acids)
Source: RefSeq, a predicted model, not a curated record
AUGAAUCUAUACGGCACGAUCGGUGUCUACGCUGCCGUCCUUAAGGAGCGGGGAGAACCCCUCUACUUCCCCGGGCACGAUUUGGGCGUCUUCGAGUCGACCGACGCGGAUUUGAUAGCCAAGGCCUGCGAAUGGAUCUUGCACGAGCCCAAGGCAAAGAAUCAAAUCUACAACUUGACCAACGGCGAGAGUUCCAGCUUACAGGAAGACUGGCCCUUGGUUGCCCAAGCCCUCGGCAUGCAACCGGGCGGUGACAAGCCGUUCUCCUUCACCAAGGACCUUCCAAGCUUCAGCGAGGAAUGGGAUCGGAUUCGAGAAAACCAUGGUCUCAAGGCUCCUGGAUUGGACGAGUUCCUGGGGCAAAGCUGCCAGUUCACCCAUUUCAUUUUGGCAAAGGCAGAGACUCAAACCAGUUUGAUGAGUUGCAUCAAGAUCCGGAGGGCUGGCUUCUCGGACACGGUCUAUACCGACGACAUGAUUCGCAAAUGGUUCAAGUUGUACCAAGACGAGAAAGUCCUCCCGCCUGUUUGA